Molecule: messenger RNA, 4354 nt
Organism: Psylliodes chrysocephalus
Lineage: Eukaryota; Metazoa; Arthropoda; Insecta; Coleoptera; Chrysomelidae
Source: the annotation of a GenBank genome assembly
UUUUAUUAACAAUUAUUAUUAGUUUGAAUUGGUGAUAGUAUUGUUAGUCCAAAAGAUACCUACAAUCUACAAUAUAAGUUCUCGCAUCAAAGUCUGCAGGAUAUCAUUUAAUUUUUACUUUUUUUUCUUUUUAUAUCGAUGUUAUCAAAUGUAUAUUUAGAUGGGUACAUCCGCUUAAUUUAAUAUGUUAUUUUAAAAUAAGAAUGAUAAACAGAAACUGUCUUUGAUAACAGAUUCACGAUAAUGUAGGUACGUUAUAAGCUAGUAUUUAAUUUGUGCUGUUUAGUAAUUAAAUCAAUUUAGUUUAAACAAUUUUUUUUUUGUAAAUUAGUUUGUAACCAAUGGAUACAGGAACUAAAAUAGCUGUCAUCUUUAUAAUAUGCAGUUUUCAAAGCAUCGCUUCAGCAGAAAAAUGUACAAGACCAAAUGUGAAACGACAACAAGUGUUCAUCUACAGAACCAUAGGCAAAAUAAACGUAAUGGUGUAUCGUUGCCUAUACAAUGAUACCAGAACAGCAUAUUCCGAUAUAUCCGACUAUUGUCUAUCUGCAAUUAAAACUAAGAAAUUUGUGGACAAAUGGGAUCAAACGCAUAAUUUUGAAGAUAGAAAUUCACCAAUGGUUUUGGAACAGUAUCCUGCUACAGCGGAUCCAUUACUAAAUAUUAUUUAUUUAAGAUCCGGCACCGUCUGCAGAUUUGAUAGAGGAUUUUGCUAUGAUCCAAAGGAAACCAUAAGCUACGCAGCUGUCUGGAAAGUUAUUCCCGUACCUUCAGAAAAAUGUCCUAACAAAUUAGAACAAGUUUUCUAUGGGUACGUUGACAUGUGGAGUUUCUCGGCAGAGCACCAAAAAUAUUUAUUUUUCUAUGAUACUAGCUCAGAUAAAUCAUUUUCCUUAAAACUAACAAAUGCUUCUACGUGUUACCGUAAACCAGUUUGGUUCACUAAUGAAAGGGGAUACAUUGUUUCACGUGACAGUUUAACGCAAUAUUAUAGCUCUGUAAAAAAAUUAGAUAAACAAUACUUUCCAUUAAAGUCAAAAAGUGUUGUAAGCGAGUCGAUUUUAAAAGAUUGUGAUUUAAGUGCACACUCUUUAGAUUUUGAACAAAUUAAAUCCGAUUACUUAGGUGAUCCAAAAAAUUUAAAAAUAAUUUUUAAACUCCACCAAAAACAAAUUAAAGACAAUAAUAAUUAUGUCUUAGAAUUUGAUAAAAAUUUGAAAAAAAUUCAUGCAUUUUUGGAAAGCCAAGGAAAAGAUGUAAAUAGUAAUAAAAUAAUGCUUGCUUUGUAUAAAACAAAGUUUGAUUCAUUAAAUAAUUCAAAAAAUUCUCAAAAUGUGAAAGGUAAUGGUUACCACUAUAAUGAUAAAGAUCUGUUAGAGAAGAUUUCAAAAAUGGGCGAUACUAUUACACAUUUGAAAAAUUCUAUUCAAAUGCAUUCAUCGAGUAACCAAAUUAGUAAAGAACAUUUAGAACAUGCAAUUGCAAAUCUUAAAAUCGAAUUAAACAAAAAUUACCAAACUUUGAAUAACAAUUUUUCUAAUUCUAUUCAAUUUGAAAUUAGUAAUAUAAAAAAGCUUGUCUCCGAAAUUGAAAAUACUGUUUUAAAGAAACUUGAACCGAAAAUAGUAUCUGCUAAUAAUUAUACUAAAAUUUGCAACGAAAAAGUUGAAAAUAUAAAUAAUGAAAUCAAAAAAUCAUUGAAUGCAUUAAAGCAAGAAUUAUCUCAAAAUGAUAUACUAUUGGAAAAAAAUGUUAAAAAAUAUGUUGAUAAUAUUAUAGUGAAGAAAUUAGAUUUAUCAAAUUCAAAAUUACAAAACUUAGAAGGAAAAAUUAAAAACAAUAUAUUUAAAAAUGAGAAUGACUUUAAAACAAUGGUAAAUAAAUUAGAAUAUUUAAACAAAACUACAAACUUAGAAUUAGACAAAUUAAAUCAAGAUUUAAAAAUACUAAAAACAAAUUAUGAAGCUUUUGAUCAAAAAGUUGAAGGCAGUAAGGAACUUUUUAAAAACGAAAUUAUUUUAAUGAAGGAUUUAAUCGCAACUGGAAAUACAAAUUUAAAAAACGAAAUCACUGAUAUGUAUUUAGGCAAUGGUAAAGAUCUUUCUAAAGAUUUGAUUAAGGUUAAUGGAUCACUGUUAAGUAGAGUAGACUUUUCAGAUUCUAAAAUUCAAGAUAUAGAACAGCAGCUAAAUAAUAUUAAAAGAGAUGCAGAAAAUAAUAGAAAUUCCGCCAAUGUUAAAUUAAACGAUAUAAUUAAAGACGUGGCACAAACUUCAGAAAAAUUAAAUACCAUACCGACAAAAAUAGAAGAACAAAUUUUGAAGAAACUUAAUCCUACGAUAAAUUCUAUCAACAGUAAAAGCAACAAUUGUAAUGAUAAAAUUGAAAAUUUAAAAACAGACACGAGUAAUAGAGUUGAAGAUCUAAAACGAGAAUUAACUCAAUUAUCUAAUCUGGGUGACGAAAUUAUGAAUAUAAAUUUACAGAAAAUGAAGGAUAGUAUUUCAAAUAAAAUAAUUUUGGAUAAUACAAAAGUUCGCGAACUUGAAAAUACACUUAACAAAUGUAGAGAUUUUUCCGAAAAUAAUAAAAUUUUAACAGAACAGGGAUUACAAGAGAUUAAAAGAAACAUUUCUGGAAUAUUCGAGUUUGUUAAUCAAGCUUCUUCAUCAAUUGAUAAUAAUAUUCUCAAUAAAUACAAUUCCAUAUUAAGUACUCUCGACGAUAAAAGUAGAGACUGCAUGCAAGAAAUUGCAAAUCUAAAAUAUAAUUUUGACAAAUCAAACAAAGAUUUAAAACAAAACAUAUUUGAUACUUUUAUACCCACUGAUAAAGAAAUUAUUACAAAACUAGGUAAUGUCAAUAAUUCUCUAUUAAAUAAAAUUAGCUCAUCCGAUUUAAAAAUUCAAGAAUUGGAGACUAAAAUUGGCGAAUUUAAAGACAAUAUACAAUAUUUUGUAAACAAAUAUGAACUAAACUCCCUUCAAAGUUCUUUAGAUAAAACUAAUAAAUUCAUAAAAAGUUUACCUUCAAAAAUAGAAGAUGAACUUACUAAAAAUAUUAACCACUCUCUGAGUUCUUUACAGAAGAAUAAUGAUAAUUGCGAUAAAGAAAUUAACGAUUUAAAAGGGGAUGUGAAAAAGAGUUUCGACGAUAUAAGAAAGGAAGUAUUUACUACCUUCUCUUCAACAGGUGAGGAUUUACAAAAAAUAAACAAUUCUGUUUUACAAAUAAAAGAUGCAUAUAAUAAAAAAAUCCAAUAUUUGGAAAAUAAAACAAAUAGUUUGAGCCAAGCUGCGAAAACUAAAAAUCCUUUGUUUGCUAAGGUAGAAUAUCUUACUAAGCAAGCAGAUUCAACAAACAAAGCUUUGGUAGAUAAUAUGGAUGAAAUUAACAAUGUAAAAUUUAAUCUGAAAAAAAUGGCUGGUGAAGUAAAUAACUUGAAUUCAGAUAAUAAUUCCGAAAAAUCAUAUCUAAGUAAUUUGAAUCAGACAGUAGUAAGAAAUACGAAACUUUUAAAACAACUUGAAGAUGAUAUAAAUAGUUUAAAAAAUUCAGGAAAUAUUGCUAAUAUUGAAAUACAAAAACAUGAGGAACUUAUACAACAAAAAUCAGAUGAUAUAAACAAAUUGCAAAAAAAUCAACAAAAAACUGAUAAAAUCAUCGAUGAUUUAAAACUAAUUGAUACAGAUACUCAACAACAGUUAAAGGAAUUCCAGCAAGAAAUUAAAACACUUAAAAACAAUAUAUCUCUUUCAAAUAAAUUAAUUUAUGAUAGCGACAAAACUGUUAUAGAUUUAAGGAAUCAAAUAGAGGAGUUAAAAAUUAUUAGUUUGAAGAAAGAACAGGAAUUUACUGAAACUCUUUCAAACUUUCAAAAUAUACUAAACAAAUUUGCAGGUAUAGAUUUGAAAAAAGAAUUGGCCGAUUUAAAAACAUGUUGUGCAGAUAAAGAUUUAAAAAUAAUAGAAAAUGACAAAGAGAUAAAAAAACUGAAAAAUGAGUCUGAAAAAGCAAUAAAAGAAUUAAAAGCUGAACUAGAACAUUAUAAUGAUUUAAAUAGUCUCGUAGAACCUGAAUCAGUCUAAAAGUAAUCUUGAUUUUGAAACGCUUUUUAUUUGAUAGUAGUAUUAUUAUAAAUUAGUCUAAUGCAAGCCAAACGUAUGAUUGAUAUACUAUUAUAGAUAAAUGCUGUAUAUAAAUAAUAAUUGUUUGUAAUUAAUUUCAUUUUAUAAAGUUGAAUAUGUAAUUUUCUUAACAAAAACAUAGUUCUAUAAAAUGAGAAGUUAAUUAUUUACAUGUAAGUAUUUAUACAAUUAUUAAGCUCUGUGUUCAGAACCAUUUCUUGGGCGUU